AUCACCAUUCUUCAUCCCUCGUUGUCAUCUCACAGCUUGGGCUAGAGACCAAACAAACCAAAGGGAAGCAUGGCAGCAGGCCUGCAAGUGUUUGGCCAGCCGGCGUCUACUGAUGUUGCCAGGGUUCUGACGUGCCUGUUUGAGAAGAAAUUGGAGUUUGAGCUUGUCCGCAUUGAUACAUUUAAGACACAUCACAGGCUUCCUGAGUUCAUCAGGCUGCGGGAUCCGAAUGGGCAAGUGACCUUCAAGCAUGGCGACAAAACCCUUGUUGAUUCAAGGGACAUAUGCCGGUACGUUUGCAACCAGUUUCCAAAUUACGGAAACAAGAGCCUCUAUGGAUCUGGUGCUCUAGAACGGGCAUCGAUAGAACAGUGGCUCCAGGCAGAAGCCCAGAACUUUGGCCCUCCCAGCUCUGCGCUUGUGUUUCAGCUGGCGUUCGUUCCGCACCUCAGUCACCUGGGCGUUCGUCAGGACCCUGCUGUUAUUGCUGAAAACGAGGACAAACUGAAGCAGGUUCUUGAUGUUUACGACGAAAUACUCUCCAAGAACGAGUACCUGGCUGGUGAUGAGUUCACCCUGGCCGACCUGUCUCACCUUCCGAACUCGCACUACAUCGUAAACACCGAGAGAGGAAGGAAGCUCUUCACCAACAAGAAGAAUGUGGCGAAAUGGUAUGACAGGCUCUCGAAGCGCGAGACAUGGGUGCAGGUCGUCAAGAUGCAGAAGGAACAUCCUGGUGCGUUCAAGUAAUGGCUUGUCUUGGGGAGUUGUGAGUAUGGCUUCAUCGUCCGUGUUGGUCUGGCUCAUCAGUGUUAAAAGCCCAUCAGUGUCGUCAACCAGAAUAAUGUGAAGCCCAACUGUGAUGUAUGGUCUUUUUUUUUUAAAAGCGCAUUUGUAAACUAUUGGCUAUUUCUUGCACGUGCCAAUUCAUCGUCACAUAUAAAAUAAACUGUAUCUUUGACCUUGUGUCAUGUACGCAAAA
This is a messenger RNA of Zea mays, 982 nucleotides long. Its product is annotated as glutathione transferase 9. Gene Ontology annotation, molecular function: glutathione binding; glutathione transferase activity. NCBI's taxonomy places the organism in Eukaryota, Viridiplantae, Streptophyta, Magnoliopsida, Poales, Poaceae. Gene Ontology annotation, biological process: glutathione metabolic process. Bases 70 to 750 code for a protein of 226 amino acids. Gene Ontology annotation, cellular component: cytoplasm. The record is from RefSeq and is marked provisional. The transcript is spliced from 3 exons.